CCAUCUCAGCCGAACAAGCGAUGUACUGUAUUUCAAAGGGCGAGGGGGUUAAAGCCCAACCGCUGUUAGGAGCCAUGCGGUCUUCACGGUCAUCUACCCCUCCCAUCUCGUCGCUCACGCCCCAGCCAUGCCAUCCCUCGUCCUGGCUACGAGCGACCCGCUCGCCACGCUGGCCGCCGCGUUGCUCCUCGCCGUAGUAGCACUCGCUCUUUUGGCCGCCGUGUAUCACGACCGACCCGCCUUCGUCCCAGCCCGCCCUGAAGUCCCCCAGCUCAAGCCAUCGUGGCCCCUCGUCGGAUCCUUGCCCCAUCUACUCGCCCUGCGUAAGCGCGGCGUCCGCUUCCUCGAUGAAAGCCUACGUCAGCAGAGAGAAGUCGCUCCUGGUGGGAAACCGUACACUAUGGCUCUCCCAGGCCGAUUCUUUGGCGGACGUAUCUAUGUCGUGAACAAUCCUGCCUACAUCAAGACGGUCCAAAAGGACGUCGAGCUAUGGCUCAAGGGCAAGGCAGUCCAGACGAUCAUCUCAGACUUCCUGGGCCCCCACGGCAUCUUCGUUUCUGACGGCGAUGUCUGGUACCACCAGCGCAAAUUGUCGUCGCACAUCUUCUCCAUCCAAUCCUUUCGUCAUGAAAUCCAGACAUCGGUGCUUGCUGACCUCCACAAGCUCGACGCCUUGUGCCAGGACUCGAUCGCGCAACGCAAGACUGUGGCGCUCCCUGACGUCUUUCAUCGCUUCACUCUCGAGGCCUUCACAAAGCUGGCCUUUGGCGUCGACCUCAACACGCUACCCGACAAUGUAGCCGGACUCGAGACGCAAGUCACUUUCGCAGCUUGCUUCGACUACUGUCAGUCGUUCGUCGAGCGCCGACCGUUCAGCCUCGUCCCAUUGUGGGCUGAGCGCUUCACUGCGCCCGGCCGCAAGUACCACGACAGCGUUCGCUACCUCUACGACUUUAGUCGCAGCCUCAUCGACCAGCGGUACGACGCGAGAGAAAAGGGGACAGCUGAGAGUGCCAGCAAGGGAGGUAAAGAUCUGCUGCAGCUCUUCAUCGAUGCUGGGUGCCCGCGUGGCGAUCUGCCGGCGGUCAUCUUGAACUUCAUGAUCGCAGGCCGCGACACGACGGCUCAAGCUCUCAGCUGGUUCAUGUUUGAAAUGUAUCUACACCCCGACAUCGCACAGCGCGUACGUCAAGAGAUCUGGACGAACCUGGGCCGAGCCCCUCAGCGUGACCUCGAGUACGAUGACUACAAGAAGCUACCCUACCUAAACGCCGCCUUCUAUGAAUCCAUCCGCCUUCACCCCAACGUACCUCUCACCCGCAAGCGCGCGGCCCGCGACACCGUGCUGCACCCAACGCUGGAUGAGGCCACGCUGCCCGGCAAGGACCUGCCCUCUCUGCCUGUCCGCAAGAAUGAGGCCGUACAGUUUUCCGACUACGUAAUUGCGAGGAUGCCAGAGGUGUGGGGAGAAGACUGCGAGGAGUUCAAGCCGGAGCGCUUCCUGAGUGAGGACGGAAGCCUCAAGCAGCACUCCAACUUCCUGUUUCGAGCUUUCAACUCGGGUCCACGACUAUGCCUGGGCAAGAAUUUGGCCACCUACGAGGGCAUGGCCGUCAUUGCCCACCUCCUUGGCAAGUGAGAGCGCCACCGAGCAGCACGACGCUAGUGUGCCGAGUUAUCAAGCUGACCUCGCGCCCGCGCGCGCACAGAUACGAGAUCGUCUACGACGACAACCAGAUGAAGACGAGCCCGCCUACCUUUACGCCCGCGUGAGUGCGACGAGUAGUUUCGUCAACGCUCGCGAUACUGACUCCGAUCCUGUCACGCGCCCAGCCUCACCCUUCCGUGCACGCCCUACUAUGUAUCAUUCAAGCCCCUCGACGACUGAGAAGGAACCCCUCCCGACGACGUAUAUGUAAU
Jaminaea rosea is the source of this 1920-nucleotide messenger RNA. Its product is annotated as cytochrome P450. Bases 128 to 1639 code for a protein of 503 amino acids. The record is from RefSeq and is a predicted model, not a curated record. Gene Ontology annotation, molecular function: iron ion binding; heme binding; monooxygenase activity. Lineage: Eukaryota; Fungi; Basidiomycota; Exobasidiomycetes; Microstromatales. The transcript is spliced from 4 exons.